AUGGAAGCAACUGCUAAGCUGAACGAGUCGCACACUCCAAGGCAGGCAUUUCGGAACUGUCCCUUUAAAAGUGUCAAUCAGCCAUCUAGAUGUAGACAAGGGAAAGCAGCAUCUCUCUCCCUCUCCGGCGUCCUUCGGGUACGUGAAAGUUUGCCGGGGGAGCUGCAUCCGAACCGUCCCAGGGACGCGGCGGACAAAAGAAGGCGGAACUACGUGGCUUCCCACCGAGCCGGCGGCAGCAGCAGCAGCCGGGCUCCCCAAAGCCCCGAGGCGCGGCAGUGCGCGCCCAGGCGCGUGUCCUUGCUCGGCGCCGGGGGCCCCGGGGCUGAAGAGCGCGGCGCUUCCCCGCCCGCCGCGGCUCUUGGCCGCCCAUCGGAGCCUGGACGUGGCAAGCGGGGCGCUGGAUCGAGCCACGCCGAAGCCACCGGCUCUGACCUGACCGCGCCGGGGAAGCCUUCGAGGGUGGAUCGAGAGCAGCCCGGGGCUGCUCGGCGCGGGAAUCCCAGCGGGCGGCGGCGGCAGGAGCCGGGGCGGACGCACAUCCGAGGGAUGCCCAGCUUGAAGCGCCUGCUGCGAGCGAGGCUGGGCUGCAGCAGGCGAGGCUCCGUAGCGUUUUGCCUCUGCUGGGCUGUAGGGGGCGCCUUCCUCCUCCUCGUCUUUCUAGCGCGCGGCGGCGGCGGCUUCUUCUUCUUCUCUGGGCGCUGCACGGACGAGCAGAGCCACAGGAUGCUGGCCAGGCUGUGUCUUGACUACAGGACAGGAGCCUUGACAGGGGACCUUUGUGAAGACUUAUGCGUGGCACAGAAGUUGAUAUACAAACGCUGCCUUUAUUAUGACAGAGGUAAGAAGGUCAUCCAAGCUGACUGGAGAGGUCGCCCAGUGAUCCUGAAAUCAAAAAAUGAAAUAUUCUCUAGUUACCACCACCUUAGCUUUCUGGAGGAAAUGGAAUCACAGGGUAUUCCAGAGGCAGAACUGCUUCUGAUGGUUGCUUUGGAAAUCAAGAGUGUUCUGGGCUUAGAACUUCCCAAUAAUACUAUGGGAAGUUCUUUGUGGACUAAGAGGAGAGGUCCGCACUGGAAAGCACAACUGGCUAGUAUGUGGUCCUUACUCCAACAAGAAGAAUAUAUUUACUUUAGUGUCUUGCAAGACUUCAGUAAACAUGUCCUCAGGGUCAUUGGCUCUUGUGGCCAUUUCUAUGCAGUGGAGUAUUUGACAGCUGGACAUGCCUGGCACAAAACCCUCUUUUCUGUGGAAGAUGCCGUCGGUGCCUCCUUCUCUGGGAUUAAAAGCAAAGCUAAGGCCGUCACCGAAAUUGCAAUCAGCUUCCUGGAUAUGGUGAAUCAUUUUGACAAUGACUUUUCUCACCGGCUUCAUCUCUGUGACAUUAAACCGGAAAAUUUUGCCAUCCGAAAUGAUCUGACGGUCGUCGCUAUUGACGUAGAUAUGGCGUUUUUUGAACCUAAAAUGAGAGACAUCCUUGAACAGAACUGCACAGGAGAUGAAGACUGUAAUUUUUUUGAUUGCUUUUCAAAGUGUGACCUGAGGAGCAGAAAAUGUGGAGCAGAGAGAGCCAAUAACAACCUCCAAGUCAUCUGUGCUAAAAUAUUCCAGCCCUGGUUCUCCUUAAACCUCAGAGGAUCUGCCCUCUCCUUUCCCCUGCAGCUUCAGUUACAGAAGGCGGUACAGGAAUGUGCAGAAUCAGGGACCAAGGAUAUUACUCAUCUCCAGAGUAGUUCUUCAGAUUCUCUUUCCGAGUUAUACCACUUGCUCCGAGCCAGCCAAAAGGAACUUCAGAAAUCUGGUCGCUCUGCUCAUCGAAUACACCAGUGA
Molecule: messenger RNA, 1830 nt
Organism: Elgaria multicarinata webbii
Lineage: Eukaryota; Metazoa; Chordata; Lepidosauria; Squamata; Anguidae
Gene: DIPK1C
Product: divergent protein kinase domain 1C
Exons: 5
Coding region: 1-1830 (609 amino acids)
Source: RefSeq, a predicted model, not a curated record